Molecule: messenger RNA, 11590 nt
Organism: Macrobrachium nipponense
Lineage: Eukaryota; Metazoa; Arthropoda; Malacostraca; Decapoda; Palaemonidae
Exons: 9
Coding region: 192-2396 (734 amino acids)
Source: RefSeq, a predicted model, not a curated record
UAACGAAAUCACAACAAAUACUAAGCUAGUCUCACUGGACUUGAGGAAAAGUUGUUUUUGCAAUGCUGUUAAUUUGAAUAUAUGUCCGAAACCACCCAGACAUGAAAUGAAGGAAUGAAAUAUAAGGAAACCAGAAGAGAAUGUCUGUCGUAGAGGGUCCCCUUUGACAUCCACAUGUUUUCUAACACAGCAUGGAUGACUUUGCUCAUCUUCAUUUGGUCUCUCCACCUUCAAGUUUACCGGAUGGCCUGCUAGCUCCUAGAGUGUCUACUCCUCCUGUGCCACGUCCACGCAAAGCUUCUUCUCUUUCUUUGAGCUCUACUCCCAAGCACCUGCUGAAUACCCGUCAUUUGCCACUUGUCAAUGGACAUGACUAUCCCUUAAGUAAAAGUUCUCGGGUACAUCAACAAGGUAUGCAUCGUGCCCCCUCUUUGGACUCUGCUACUCAUCGUGAUCUACCAUUGUCGCCGAUUGCUCGCAUUCAUGAUGCUCAAAGUGACAGUGAAACUGAAGAUGAUUGCGGCCCAUCUUCAUACCGUGGAAGUGUAUCACGUUUGAACAAUGGUGCACAUCAUUGUAAACACUUCAAAAAGCCACAUCAGCACUCACAUAGCCUGCCUGCCACUCCAAGAGUUAAUAGUAAUUCCCAUCCAUCUUGCCUCAGUGGGAAUUUUCCCUUGGGAACAAUUUCACCCUACCAUGGCAUUCCUUGCUUAUUGGCACCUAAUACUCCCAAUCAUUCAAAUCAAGAUAACAUAUCACAAGCUAGCCAGUAUAUCACAUGCCAGACUGGUGUCAGUCAUUUGGAAAGUUCUGCAUUUCUUGAUCAGUCUGAGUCUAAGCUUCCUGGGGCAAUUGACUAUAGUAGUUUACCACUUCCUCAUGAAAACAUAGAACCAGUAAGAAGGACUACGGAUAUAAGCCGACAUAUGAGCGAGCCUUGCAUAAUAGAGUCUCAGAGUGAAUGCAAUAGUCUCCCAUAUACUAAUAAUAAAAAAAGAGGGACACGAAAUUACAGAACUGCCAUUCUUGGUAAAGAAAAUGGUCUCAUGGACAACAUAAAAGAAAGUGGGCAAAGUGAAGGUGAUUCUGAAGAAAUGCAUGCCUUGGAAGUGCAGUGGAGAUUUAUUCAAACACUAGUAGCAGAACUAAACACCACAAAGUGCAGUAAUCGUAAAUUGAUGGCCGAGUUACACCAGGCUAAGAUGGAGAUUCAAGUCCUUAAAGCAUCUCUUGAUUCAUAUAUAGAGAGUGGACUGCAACCAGGUGCCAUCACAGAAAUGGUUAGUCAGAUCCAUGCAGCCCAGAAAGUUCGAGAUGAAGCCAUGAUGUCCAGAAUAAAGUUGGCAAACGAAGAAAGGGAUGCAGCAUUAACCCAUACCCGAGUUCUGUUGGAAAAGCUAAGCCUCUCUCCUUGUAAUGCAGAACAAGGUACAUCGGUGGAAGCAGCUGAACAAGAAAUGCCAUCAGGUGCCAAUAGCAGUUGCACCAGUUCACCUCGUCGGAAUGAUAGACGCCACCGGAGAUCUAGUUUAUCAUCAUAUUCAUCUGCACCUCCAUUCACCUCAGUCCCAGGAGCAUCUCAGGCCUCAGAUACAAGGAGUGCCGCAGAACGUGAAUCCAGCACACUAGCGCAGUUAGCGACCUUAGAGGAGGAGCUGAGGACAUUAAGACUAGCCACAGCAAUACACCAUACAGUACAUGAAGGUGAUGAAGGAGGCAUGCCAUCCUUUCAAGGUAUUAGUCGUGUGUCAGCAGAAUACAUGGAAGGCUUGUGUUCUCAGCUUCGAGAAAGUGAAACAUCACGUUGGCAGUUACAUGAUCAGUGCGCUCGUUUGGAACGUUUGGUUAAUGUUCUUCGAAAGAAAGUGAAUGGCCUUAGUUCUUUGGAAACCACAGGGCGUCAAGAAGGUACCAAACUAACUUUAGUAGAUUUGACUCUUCACAGAUCAAACUCAGAUUGUCCUCCCAGUUCAGUACAGCCUCACCUCCCCACAUCUACCUCUUCUGAAGGUGAACCAAAGGAUAGUCUGUCAUCUUUAGAAAGUGUUGAAACUGCUUCAGCCUCAUCGUGGAGGAGAGGGGAUGUCCCUAAUUCAAUUCACUCUCCUACAGUUCUCCAUUCCAGUAGCAUAUUGCAACAUGAAACUAGCUCAGGCUCAGCCCUUAGUUCUCAUCAUGUCCAUCAUUCAAAUUGUGUUCAUUCCAAUUUAUCACAGUCCAACCCAGAAAAAUUAAUUCCCAUUAAUCCCAGUACCUCAAGCUGUUCAGCUUUAUCAAGUCACGCUCCUCAUGUUUCCCCACAUCAUAGGCAACAGGGCUCAAGCGAUGUUACUGAGUGCGACCCUCGUAACAUUCCCGGUGUUACAAUUGUGGGACCCAUAACUGAACUUUGAGUUUGUCUAGAAAUGUUUUAAGCUCAAUAUAAUAGGUAUGUUAAUCAAAUAGUCAAAACUGCAUACCUGACAAGUAUGAUUUUUGCAGGUUUCUUAAGUGAAUUGUUGAAAUGAAAGAAUGUAGGGUGAUUAGUUAUAGAUAUAAUUCAUUAUAUCAUAAAGUAUCUCUUUGACUGGUUACAAAUAAAUAUUUUGACUUGAUGACUUCCAGUCUCCGUCCUUUGUCGUACUUAUAUGUGUGAUACACCUGCCUUGCAUGGUUUGUCGUCAUGGUUUCCUAGUAUGGUGCUUUGUGAAAAUACAUUGAUGUGUUAGAAUUCAUAUAUUAAUAGUGAGAAGGCCUGUACUAUCUAAGGCCUUUGCAGGAUGUAGAUGCUAUAUUAGGAAGUAAGAUUUUGCUCCAUUCUUAAAUGACACGAUAUAAAAGAACAGUACUGAGUUUGAUUUUUAUAAAGAUUAAAGUAUUUGCAGUCUACAGUAAGUUUACAAAACUUUGAUCAGGCUUCUGCUAUCUACUUUCAUGGGCCUUCCUCUGAAGGUAUGUCAGUGUCUGAUUUUUUUUUUUUUUUUUUUUUUUCAUGUGAUCAAAACCAAGAUUAAGAUAUUUCUUGUACUUAGACUUCCUGUGUGAUUAUGUUCUAUAAUUCCAGUUUGUUGGCAAUUUCAUGAUGAUUUAUUCUUUAUGUUUAUAGUAGGAAUAAGCAAAUUCUACAUUGUCAUGUUUUCAAUUUAAAAUACCAGCCACACUUGGGUAUUUUAGCAGUAUGGAGAAUUAUUUUCUCCUAGAAUAAAAUAGUUGUUAGGGAAGAAGGCAAACCCAUAUUACAGUAUUGUUUUACAAGUCUUAACUUAGACAAUUUUGAAGAGUGAACAAUAUAGUAGUUUAGUUAGCAUUUAUUACAAUUUCCAUGCCCUCUUGCCUCUGUUCUCCCAAGUAUAUUAUAUGAUUGGACUUUGCCAUUUUUUUCACCAAGGGUUGAUCUGUUAUUCAUUUUUCAUUUUAUGCAAAAUAGCAAACAUGUAUUCCAUGGAAUGAAUUAAUUGCUUGCUAGGUUUGUUUAGUUCUUCAUCUUUUACCUUAAUAGCAUAUGCUGUGACUCUUGCAAUUUGUUUAACAUGUUAUUCAUACCACAGUUUUAACAGACAGGGCACAAAAAAUGUUUAAGUAUUUGCUCACUUUAUAAGGGAAAACUAGCAUCAGUAGUAUGUCUAGCCAAGAAAAUUGUUGCAUUGUGCAUAUACCCUCUAUACACUGAGCCAGUACAGAGAUAGGUGAAAAAAAAGGGGUAUUGUGGAAAAAGAAAAAAUAGAUAAUUUACUGAAAGUAGUGAUUUAAGAUAUCUCCAAAGCACUUUUGCAGCUGGAGAAUUUGCUAUACCUAACUUGAAUAGUUUUUCUCCUGGUGCCAUUCUAUCAGGUUGUUGUUUUGUCCUUACCCUGAAAAUGUUUCCUAGAAAUUGGUAACAAAUAGGAUGUUGAAAAAGAUCUGAACAUUCUUAGUGCUAAUCAAGGCAUAGCUUGCGGCCUAAGUGAGUGAAACAUUUUAGUUUGUUAGUCGUUCAUCAAAACUUUCAACAUAGAUAUUAUUACUAGGGUUGGUGAAAUUGUCUGAAUUGGUGCGUAUUUAGAUUGUCAUUUAGAGAGCAACAAGAUAUGAGAUUGUCAUUUAGAGAGCAACAAGAUAUGUUAGCAAAAUCAUAGGUAUAAGUACCACUGUCUUUGAUGACUAACAGUGGAGGGCUUGGGGCAGCACAAAAGGCACUUUUAAUGUAUAUCUUGGAAGAAAGUUUAUAUGGAAAGACUACACUAGUUUGUCGUUUGACUAAUUUUUGAAAUUCUUUGCUCUGUGUUUGGCUGUGGAUCAUCAUGGGUAUUAGUGGCCUUGUGUAAGAAGAAACCAGUCAUAUAUGGCAAUGAUGUCACUGAUUUUUUUUCUUCAUUAUGUUUUGAUGUCGUUCAUUAUUAUAGAUUAGGUUUAAACGAGUGGGGAAAUCUUGGUAUGGACUUUUUGAAAGAUGACUAAGGCUGCGAGUGGGUCGGUAAAGACAGCUAUGGUUGAUGAUUGAUCUGUUGAACAGUAGUCAAAAAGUAUCAUAAUUAUUAUUUAUUAAUGAAGAUAGUAGCAUAAGUAAUGAUUAGUUCCAAAAAGAUUGUAAACGUCUGCCACAUUCCUCUGUUAAUCUUAAUUCAGUAAAUUGGCUCUUGAUGACUGAGGUGAUCUAAUGAAGUUUAUAAAUUAUGCAUAAUUGUAGGAUCAUGUGUUUCAGAGACAUGGUGGAGGCAUUGUGGUUUCUAAUGAUGCAUUGUUACAAACAACCUUAUAGACAUAUUUUUCCCCCACAGUUACCACUGAUGAAGUAACUGUGAUUGAGAUGGUGUUUUACAAGGCACUGAGGUGUGUUUCUCUGCCUCAACCUCAGACUAAGAAUAUGGGUGAAUUUAUAGAAAAGCGUAGAGAUACAGAUUUAUUCUGUUCAUCUGUUUUUAAUGUAUCAGAGAAGAUUAAAGUAAACAUUAUGUACUAGGUGAACUCAGGGCUUUUACCAAAUGUAUUGCUGCUCAUGUGUUAAAUGAAUAAGAAAAUAAUAAGCAAAGGUAAAUUAACCAAAAAAUAUUUCAAGUAAAAAAUAGAAAUGGAAAUUAGGAAAAGUUACCGUAAGUCAGUGGUUCAUGAUAAAUGGGAAUUAGGAAAAGUUAAGUCAGUGGUUCAUGGCCCCUCAGAUUAGUAGUAAGUUAGUUUCUCUUAAAGUAAUGAGUAAUACUACUUGGAAAACCAUCACAAUUUUGCAGUAGAGGAAAUAAAAGACUUUUGGUACUGGUUGUUGUGAUAAUGUAACACCUCAGCAGAUUAAUAUGAUACUUGAUGCUAUGCAAAGCAAGUAGCAUACAUUAUUUCUUGGAGGGCAGGUGUUGAAAGUGCUCUUAGAGUCCAUGCAGGUACAGAGCUUGUGUUAGAUGACCAAACAGGUUAUCUUCUAAUGAUUGUAAAGAACCAAGAUCAUCAUGUUAGGGAUGGUUACCCAGAAAAGUUCUUCCACAUUUUCAGUAAUUUAUAUUCACUAAACAAUAAUGUAUUCUUGUGUUAUACAGAUGGAAAUGAUUUUUCUCAUAAGAAUAACAUAGUUAAUUUUACAGAUAUAUUAAAAAAUGGCAAGACAGUAUUUCAUUUAAAGAAAGUUGCAUGAAACAUUUUGAAAAAUUCACUUUAGAACACUAGGAAGGAUGAACAAAAAGGAAACUAAAGUGUGAAUCCAAAAUUAAAGCAUAUCUAAUUAUUUUUGUCAAAAUUGCAUGGAAAGGUAACUGUCUUACAUAGGCGUUGAAAACACAAUAAAAACAGAACAAUAGGCUACAUAAUCUUGCCUCUUACCUAUGAUGUCACAUAUGUUGAUUGAAAGUAGGUGGAUGUGCAGCUUUCCAUCUUUGGCUGUCAGUCAUCAAAUGAGGGUAAUGUGUUGAUAAGCUACAUUAUUUGGCAGCUUAGCAAGAACAAAACAGCCAUAUUGUUGAUGGGUGCGACGAAAGAGGAAAUGUGAGUAUGUGUACCUUACAUAAAAAGUCCCUGUUGCAUUAGUCACACUGUUCUCAAAGAUCAGCAAAAGAUCAGCUUAACCCUCAUAAUAACUGGUGUUUUGAUGAAGAGGGAAAAUAAGCUUCUAGUUGAUAUAGUCCAUUCACACAAAAAAAAUAUUGAAAGAGAGAGAGAGAGAGAGAGAGAGAGAGAGAGAGAAGACAGACAGACAGACAGACAAAGUGAUUUGUCUGAUAAGUUGUGUAUCCACCUUAGACCAAAUGUAAGUAAUUUUCCAUAUUUACUCUACAUAAUGAGUAUACAUAUAUUUAUUUAGUAUCAAGGUUUGUUUUACCCAAAGAUCCAGAAUGAAUAAAGUUAAAUGAAUUACAAUAUGCAUAUGCUUAGAGUAAAUAAUUCACUAUAGUACUAUGUUAUUCAUGGAAAGAUUUUAUAACACCAUGAAAAUAUAAUUUGAUGUAAAUUACAAUUGUAAUGUUAUGAAGACUAAUAAGUAUAGUACUCUCUUAGACCUAUGUAGACUAAUGUAACUUAGAAGCAAAUAAUAAUAGUCACAAAUAUUGAUAGCCUUGGAAGUGCAAUAGUAAUAUCCUUUUAUUUGGUAACAUAUACUAAGAUAUUUAAAAAAAAAAAAAUCAGUUGAAAAAGAAAAUGGGUCGGAAAUUCCUCUUAAUAUAUCACCAUAAUUAUCAUCUCAUGUAAAGUGAUAUUUUAUGGGCAAGCUUACAAACGAAAAGUUUUUAUUUUAUUUGAGCACUCCUCCAUUAUUUCAGUUGAUUACAGUAGUAAAUGGUCUUCAAGGACUCCUCAUGUUAUGCCAGGCAAGGUAAUUCUCGCACAAGGGAUUAGAUAUUGUUUCAGGCAUCUAUUUGCUUAACGAAUCAAAAGUGGCAUUGUAGUUGGUUUUAUCAAUCCUUCUAUCUUCCUCUUGAACAUACCUCACUUAGAACCAUGUAGCAUUCCUUUGUUACAGGAUAAACAGUUUCUUACCUCACCAAACACCAUUUACUCAUGCAGGGAUGCUCAUUGCUGUUUGACUGGAUUGAACACAUGAUAAGCAUGGUGGGCACAUAAGUGUCUUGUCACACAAAAAACUUAAUUCCAUUCUAACAGUAGAUGUAAGUCAUUUUGCAGACAGCAUGUAGUCAGUGAAUUAAACUCUUACCAUCACCCAGACUGUUGAGAGUUGGCUGUAAUUCAGUUCCAUUAUCCAGUAAUCUCCAUUUAUUGCACAGUCCCAUUGCCUUGGUUAACUUUGACACGUGUCCUUGUUUUGGUUAUCAGCCAAUCAUAAUAAUUUUCAGAAUUUUGUAAAGUGGAUUAUGGUUCAUGUAAGCAAUUUUAAACAAGCUAAAUUUAAACGAAUGCUAAAUCUAAGACAGCAUGUAGGAAAGUACUGUAAACAGUGGUUUUAGAAUGUCAUAUUAAUCACCAAGUAAUAAAGGAUGCAAAAUGUCUUUUGCAUCAGCAGUUAAAGUUAAUUCUUUUUAAUGAUAAGUAAAAUUCUUUUAAAACUUAGUUUAAAAUCAUUGGAUAAAAAGGUAUCAAGUGGUGUCUAACUCUCCGUAGACAUUAAAAUUGAAGUUCAGGAAUAAGGGGACUUAAAGAAUCAGAUGAAUCACAAAAUAGUACCAGAAAUCUAAAGUAUAAUACUGUUUCACUGCAAGAUGUUAUGUAAUACUUGGCUAGCAAGGUAUUGAAAGGUUCUCUUUACUGUGCCAUCUCCAUGCACAAUACACAUUACCUGUUGGCAGCUAUGCCUCCAGUAACAUUUUGAAUUGCUUCUCUUUAGUGUGGACCUCAGUUUCAUCUUGGUUUUUGAGCAGUAAUAUGAUAUUAUUUGAGAGAUUAGCACACUAGCGAAUUCUUGUUUUGUUUUUACUGUACACACGUUCACAAUUUGUGUGCAGGUGUGUACCCAUUAAUUAUUGCAUGGAAUUGUAUUAGUCAAUACUUAGUUCAUUCCCAACUAGUUUGUCAUGAAGUGCUUUGUGCUGUGUGUUUUAUUGAUGGUUUUCAAAUACAUUUUAUAGUUUGUUUAACCAUUCAAAUUUAAACACCUCUCAGCAAGGGUUCUUUUUAUAUUAGUAUUACUGACACCUAUGUUAGCUAUCUCAUUCUUCCUCUUAUUUCAGAUUAUAUUCUGCUUUUAUAAAAAAACAAAUAUUUGUUUUAGUAUGUGAAUUUAUAGUUAAACUACCGUAAAGUAUUUUGUGGUCGAUGCCUACUAGUAUCAGUAUUGGCCUCAUAUGCAGCAAGUGUUCAGUAGUGUACUGAAGUUGUUUUAAGAUAUUAGAUUUUUAUUGGUGGUUUAGAUAAUUCAUAUUUAGGAUGUCUGCCAGUCACCUUCUCCCAAACAUUUUCUGUGUAAGUGAAGUUAGAUCAUUUCCACUUUCCAUUUUCGAUCUUGAAAAACUAGAGAGGAGAUGGAGAACAUGUAUCCUCCUGGAGCUUGAUAUACUAUGCUGUGAGUAUAGUAGUAGUACUGAUAGAUUUUAUAUGCCUGUGAUUAGAUUUUUUGUAAACAUCCAAAAUGAUUAAAAGUGAUUGAUAAUGUGGGGUCACAAAUUGAUAUGAUUGCCAAGACAUAAUGUAAACAAAUAUGAUGUGAAGAUUUUCAUAUAUGCCUGUAUUCAUAUUCAUUGUGUUUGAGUUAGAAAUUGUAAUGCAUAAAUUACAGUUUCAUUAAUGUACUGCUAUUAAUAGUAGUAGUAUUAUACCUGCUCAAAGAUGGUAGACUGAGAUAUAAAUAGUAAUUGCUUGAUAUGGAAACUACUUUUAUUUCUUGAUAGGUGAAAUUUCCCUUCAGAAGGAAAGCUCUGUUUUAACCAGACCACCUGCUUUAUUGCUGGGUCUUCUUAAUGGUAAAGGUGUGCUGUGUUACUGUCCAAAGGCCUUUUAGUUCACUUCAUUUUCUUGGUUGCCUGUUUAGCACUUUCAACCUUCCUGACCCUUGUGCUUGGAAGCUUACGUGGAGGCAUUCUGCUCACUUCUGUUAAGAACAGGGUUGGAAACAGGCAAGGCACUUGAAUAGUCAGAAAUAUCCAUGAAAGACUAUUAGAUAAUGUCUGUCAUGGCUGUAUAUAUGUAAUGGCACUGUGAACUGGCUCAUUUCAAAGUUUGACAUUUUUUUUUUGUGUGUGCUGUUCGGGAAAGAGUUAAAAUUUAGCUUUUUGUUUUGUUUCCUGCACUACUUCUGAGUUUACCCCUCAGAGAGGCAGGGUUUUCUUGUGUGGGCAAACCCAGGCCAAUGUCAGACAGGUAUUUUUUUUGGCAAAUAUUAAAUUCAAAAAGUUUUGAGAAGAAAAACUUUGUGGUAGACCAUUGAAAAUGGAAAUAAGUAAAAAAGUUAGGAAAAUAUGAAUUAGAAAUAUAUGUUGUCAUUCUAAUGCCACAAUGAACUCAGAAAAAGAGAGAAGAGGGAUAGAAAGGCAGAGUGAUAAGAGAAAUUUUCAAAUAUUAGUGUGUUUUGACAUUCAGCUUAACUUUUUGAACAUUCGCUAUGGAUAAUGUCAAACAGAUCAGACUAAUACUUAAGGACUAAAACUACCUGGCAAUAAAAUUGACUGUUGAAAUAUCAGGAAUGUGAUACAAUUUAGGUUUUGGCUUUCAUAUGGACUUCUAGCUUAGUCCUUCUUGGCCAUUGGACUUGAAGUGGGUAUUUUGUUCUAGAAUAAUUUUCACAUGUGGUUAGUCCUCGACUUUUGGCCGAAUAUGAUUCCCAACUAUGAAAUAUAAUUUUUUAAAUAAUAAUUUGAAAUAAACAUAAGCCUUGAACUUCAUAUAAUGUAUGUUAACUCUUUUAAUUAUGCCAUAUCUUUUUAUGUUAGGGUGUAAAUCUUUUUGCCACAUUAACUUUUUAAGUAGUACAUAAUUCUGUUAUUCCAUUUUUAUUCCUUCAUUAAUUCAUUCAUUGCAAUUGCAAAGAUUUUAUAAGAAAUUAGUCUCAUAUUUCUUAGGGAUAUCACUAGUUAAUCAUGGAUUGAUGUAAGGCAGAUAGUAGAUUGUAAGUUAGAGAGUUUGUUAUUUGGUUAUUCAUUUUAUAAUAAGAUUGGAUUUUGUUUUCAUAUAUGUUAAUGGGUACUGUACAUUGAUUUUUGAUUGACUGUGUACUACUCCCACAGAUACUAGCAAAUGUUUCUUUUGUUCAUAUAUGGUACCAACCCCGGUCUUUUGUAACGGAAAGUCUCUUAGCUCUAACUGGAACCAUUUAAUAGAACAAGGUUGGUGACAACAGGAUGAUAGCGAAUGGGGAGAGAGCAGACACAGACUCCUCUCUCCCCAUUCGCAUGAUGCACCAGUCAUCUCUUAACUAUCUUCUUGCAAGAUGUGCGCUGCCCUUUCUCGCAUAGAAGCCAGUUUAUUAUGCACUUCCUGCCCUAUCUAAACCUUGGCGUUUUGGUGUUUCGCUUUCUUUUUGUUUGUGUGUGUGUGUGAUUCUGUUAUUUUUUUUGUGUUCGUCUGUGGGAUUUGCAUUAGAGAUGCAGGCACUUGAUUCAUUUAAGAAGGCUUUGCCUCAGAGAAGAUGCCCAGGGGUAGGUGACAAUCCUUGCUUUUGUUAUUUAGCCUCUUUUGAUACUGAUCCUCAUACCACUUAUAGCAGAUGCAGAUUUAAUGAUUCCAAUGUAAUCCUUGUUCUGAGUGUUAAAUGAUUCCAAUGUAAGUGACCCUUGUUCUGAGUGACAAGCUAGAAAUAAAAGAUAGCAGAAAGAACAGAUGGUUGUAGAAACUGAAAACCGAAAGGAAUAUAUGUCACUAGGUGUAUGAAUACCCCCAAUUCUUCUCUCGUUCCUAACUCUCCAUGUGGUAUCUGUGCGCAUGAUCAACAGGUUUCUUCAAUGUAGAGUUAAUACUGUAACAUGAUUGGUUGAACAUGUAUUCAUUCGACUGUGUCCCUCCCAGUUCCGCCAUUUUCCUAACUUAGAAGUUGGUCUUUGUACCAAAAGCUCCCCUGUAACAGUGCGCAUACUCAAUAGCAUUUGGAAUAGUAGUAGUAGUAGCUUGGAUUGGCUUUUGAAACAACUACUUUUCUCGUGUUAUUCCUCUUUUGUUUUUCAGCUUUUUGUCUCUGUAAUGUCAUAUACAAUAAGAAAUACCACAAUAACAUAAUAUCACCCUCUCCCUGUGAUCUACCCCACCCAGAACUCCGCUUUCUGUCAGGGUCCUCUACCGUGUAGGAUCAUAAUAGAACAAAUGAGAGAAUUAACCUGUCCACAAGGCCUACCUGACCCAGAACCCCACUUUCCUUAGGGUCCCCUACUAUGUAAAAUGAAUAACAUCCCUGAGGCCUACCCCCCCAAAACUCGGUAUGUAUUCCCAAUGGGUCCCCUACCUUUUUGGAAAAAGUUGUGAUGUGAAUUACAGGUUAAUUACACCAUCCCCCCCAAAAUAAUGGUAAAUUCUUGAUAAGCACCCAGAAUACUAAUGGAAAAAUUAAGUUCCAAAGAAACAUCCAACUUGGAUUUACUACUUAGUUCUACCAAGGAAUCUUAGAAUGUGAAGCAGGGUGAGGUUGAGUAACACGUUUCCUCACCCAUAGAAUUUAAUAAGUAGAUUUGAGUGAGUAUGGAAAAAGAAUUAUGCUAAGCUUUGGUUGUAGUGCUUGGCCUAAAUCUUGAUAGUCUGACAGCCCAUACGAAUAUCAGUAGGGCCAUUGUGUCUG